UGAAAGACACAGCAUUACUACAUGUACAGAUAUAGAAUGGGGUUGAUGAUCCAAUCCAGCGAUGAAUGCGCUGCAUCUCUAAUCAUGGCUAUGGCUGUCUAAGUGAACUUUGUCAAAUCUAACCUACGGAUGUUACGAUGUUCAGUUAGAAAGCAAUAGGAUGAGACAAAAAGCUUCCACUUUACACUCAACAGAUUCUCCUGUCCUUGAUGCAUCCCCAUCACCCAUCACACACGCCCUUCACAAUCCAUAAUAUAUAUUCACGGCAGUUUUGAAAACCCAGAAAGGUUUUUGACAGUGAGGGAAUUUGUUAGCUGAUAUGAUGAACCCAAAGUAUGAAUCCGAUAUUGGAAGCACGGCCACCACUCCCAAGAGCCUUUCCUACUACGUGCAGAGCCCAUCUCGGGACUCCAAUGACUACGCCGACAAGUCCUCGUCGGCGCAGAACACGCCCACGUUCGACAGCCCACUCGAGUCGCCGUCUUACUCCCCCAGCUACGGGGACUCCGCCUCCAGCCGGGUCUCCGGGAAUCUCCGGUGGGCCAGGGGUAAUCGGAGACGGAGCGAGAAAGGGUGGCGGGAAUGCAAAGUGAUUGACGAGGAGCUUGAUCCCGACAACCCCUAUGGAAACCGAGAAGGUUAUUCAAUCAUUGAAAAACUCCUGAUUGGAAUCGCGGGUUUCUCGUUGAUUUUUGCCGUGCUUUGCUUCAUCAUUUGGGGUGCAAGCCGGCCUUACAAAACCUUAGUCAGUUUAAAGGCGUUGAAUGUUCAUAGCUUCUAUUAUGGACAAGGCUCAGACCACACUGGUGUUCCAACUAGGCUGCUUACAGUGAAUUGUUCACUCAGUAUGGCCACCCACAACCCUGCUACCUUUUUUGGGAUUCAUGUCAGCUCCACCGCCGUCAAGCUCUUCUACUCACAACUUACAGUUGCAACUGGUGAGGUGGAUGAGUAUUACCAACCAAGUAAGAGCUACAAAGAGCUGACGGUGAGGUUGCAUGGGCAUAAGGUUCCCCUUUAUGGGACAGGGACAUCCUUGGUGGAUUUAGAUAACAAAGAUGGGGUUCCAUUGAGGUUGGAUUUUGAGAUGAGAUCACAUGGAUGCCUGGUAGGGAAGUUGGUGAAGACAAAGCACACAAGGCAUGUCUCUUGUUCCUUGAUCAUCAAAUCAGGGAUGACAAAACUUGUGGUAUUACACAAGAAAUCUUGUACAUGGAACUGAGUUCAAAGUGGGAAAUGCAAUCCAGAUUCUCCCCGCAAUUAUUUCGAACUGAUCCACAGAAGUCUUAAAGAAGGUCAUAUAUAAUGACCACAUUAUUGCUUUAAUGCUUCUCAUAUAGUUUUGUAAAUUUUAUGGACUGCAUUUUCAUUUUAAUAGUUACAGACACGUCUACAGAAAACAAUAAUGACAUUGUAGAAAAAUAC
This is a messenger RNA of Ipomoea triloba (trilobed morning glory), 1425 nucleotides long. RefSeq lists its product as uncharacterized. The transcript is spliced from 3 exons. NCBI's taxonomy places the organism in Eukaryota, Viridiplantae, Streptophyta, Magnoliopsida, Solanales, Convolvulaceae. The record is from RefSeq and is a predicted model, not a curated record. The coding region runs from base 320 to 1222 and encodes 300 amino acids.